Nylanderia fulva is the source of this 1465-nucleotide messenger RNA. Its product is annotated as lipase member K-like. Lineage: Eukaryota; Metazoa; Arthropoda; Insecta; Hymenoptera; Formicidae. The record is from RefSeq and is a predicted model, not a curated record. Gene Ontology annotation, molecular function: hydrolase activity, acting on ester bonds. Gene Ontology annotation, biological process: lipid metabolic process.
AUAAAUAUUAUAUUUUCAUAUAAUAUAUAAAAAUCUACUAAUACAGUCGGACUUCUUAUCCUACGACUCUUUUAUGCUACGUACCUUUGAUAUAUACUAACCUUUGAUCCUGCGACAAAAAGCCUCUCGAUCAUGUUACGACCGCGGAAGGAGAACCGUAUCCCCACUUCUUAUACAUACAUCAUGCUCAUUCUUAUUCAUCUUACGCACUUCGCACGAUUCGGACAUAUUCGGAACCCGAAUGGACUACAGAAUGCGACCACCGAGCCAAACAAGUCCAUAGAAAGAAUAAUUCGAUCUAAAAGGAACGACGAGCCCAAUUCCGAUUUAAUUCUCAGCACUCCAGAGAUAAUAAAGAAAACGGGUUAUCCCACGGAAACUCACGUUGUAACAACAGAAGAUGGCUACAUUUUGACAUUACAUCGUAUCCCAGGUGGCAACAGCUCUCUACCUGUAUUACUGGUACACGGUACUUUUUGCGAUGACACUAUUUGGAUCGCUCUUGGCAAAGGCAAAGCACUCGCUUAUUUAUUAGCGGACCAAGGGUACGAUGUUUGGUUGGCUAAUGUGCGUGGUACUCCUUAUUCGAAAAAGCACGUUUCCCUAUCACCGUCAGAUUGGAAAUAUUGGGAUUUUAGCUUUCAUGAAGAAGGCAUCUAUGAUUUACCCGCAAUGAUUACAUAUAUCACGGAUAUGAGAUCACAACCAUUGCACGCGUACAUUGGUCAUUCUAAGGGCACAUCUGCAUUUUACAUAAUGGCAAUACAUCGUCCAAAAAUUGCUAGAAUGAUAAAAAUGAUGAUCAAUACCGGUCCAGCAGUUUUCGUAGAUCAUAUGAAAAGUCCACUACGACCAAUACUUUAUUUGAUAAAAGAGUUUCAGUCCAUAUUGCGAGUUUUGUUCCAUGACGAAUUAUUCCCGGAAUAUGUUAAUAACAUACUAAAGACGUUACUCGGCUGCAACCUGAGUUUUUACCAAGCGGAGUUGUGCGCCAAUAAUUUCUUAUUUAUCCCUUUCGGUUACAACCCCGAGCAGCUAAAUUUAACUAAUCUGCCCUUUAUUGUGAGUCAUAUGCCCGUCACCACCUCGCUUAAGACUGUGGUGCACAUCGCUCAGAUAAUCCAAUCGGGUACGGCUCGUGAAUAUGACUACGGUGCCACGAAAAAUCUCUUGAUAUAUAAAUCAGUGGAACCUCCAGAGUACGAUCUAUCGAAAGUCGCGGUACCGAUAGCGUUAUACUACGGCAAAAACGACUUGUUUGUGGAUCCUAUUGAUGUGAAGAGGUUGUACAAUGCACUGCCCAACGUGAUAGAUAUUUACGAAUUGCCCAAUUUUAAUCAUCUGGACUUUAUAUUUGCGAAAGAUGCGCCAAAGCUUUUGUACGAAAGAGUUUUGAAAUUCAUGAAAGGGAAAUAUUCAAACAAUGUAACAACGAUAUGAUAAUAAAAUACAUUGAUGAUCUGUA